AUGGCUUCUUCCAAUCCAGACCCCGACGGGACCGAGGAUGUCAACGAUUUCCUGCAACGAAUCCGCCAGUUGGGAGAACAACGCGACAAGGAGGACGAGGAGCGCACAAAGAAGUUGGAGGAAGAGAUCCUGCAAGGUCGACGGGAACGACAAGCCCGGAGAGCAGACUCGCCCCUCUUGGAUGCCGCUCGAUUGAGCAUCUCGUCCAUCGGCUCUCGACCAAUCGACCCUCCAGAGCAUUUGGAGCCCACUACACAAACAACAGACCCUGAAUCCUCCAACAAACCCGAUCCGACUAGUACCAAUCUCGAUUCGACGCUGACAGAGGUUCCUGAGGAACCGAAAGCGAAUGAGUACGAAAUGGACACCUCUCCUGCGAGACCUACACCGCCGUCCCCUCUCGCUCGGAGUCGACACGGAACAUUAUCCUGGCAACAGCGACCCUUGUCACGAGAAUUUGGCCGUUCCCUCUUCUCGACAUCUCCUACUCGCGCAAACCGUCUGAGAUCCAAGUCCUCGGUCACCGGCGAUAGUCAGGGUCAGGAGCGGCCUCCAUCUCGGGAUCAAAACACACAUGCUUGGUCGGCCAAUGAUACGACUCCUGCACCCCACCAAACCACGGAUCGAGAAUUUGAGUCUCCAACGCUGCAGAAGAACACCGCAGACGAUGUGGAUUCGAACCGUGACCAAGAGGUGCCAGAAACCGCUCGGGAGAACACGGCGGAGCAAGAAAAACAGACCGGUCAGCAGAAUGUCGACGAACGAUCCCGUUCUCCCUCCAGGGCAAGCUCGACCUUCGGGGACAGCACCGUGAGCAAUCGAUAUUCAAGCAUGUCAUCUGUCUCAACAGCCACAGGACUCGGUUCUCCGCUUCCGUUAUCGAGUGUACAGAGAUUCGAACCUCCAAAGACAGAAUCGAGCACAGAAGAGCAAUUGCCUCCGUCUCCUACCCAGCGACGACUCUCGCCAGAGCGUCCGUCAUCCCCGACAAAAGGACUUGGUGGAUUCGUCCAGAGUGCCAUGAUGAAACGG
Aspergillus glaucus CBS 516.65 is the source of this 1032-nucleotide messenger RNA. RefSeq lists its product as uncharacterized. The annotation marks the transcript as partial. The record is from RefSeq and is a predicted model, not a curated record. Lineage: Eukaryota; Fungi; Ascomycota; Eurotiomycetes; Eurotiales; Aspergillaceae. The transcript is spliced from 2 exons.